Molecule: messenger RNA, 2570 nt
Organism: Paramuricea clavata
Lineage: Eukaryota; Metazoa; Cnidaria; Anthozoa; Malacalcyonacea; Plexauridae
Source: the annotation of a GenBank genome assembly
GAGAAAUGGUUGCAAGAACUACAUACUGGGGUAUACACAAAACCGAACAGUUAUGCAGGAAGUUCGUAUGAAAGAUUUUUAUUGCUUCAGAAAUCGAAUAAAGAAAUACCAAAGCCAUGGACACGCGUAGCUCUGAAGAUUUACAAGAAACCAUUAAAAUCAUUGAGGUAUAGAAUAAAAUUAUUAAUAAAUGCAAUUUCCAAUUGGUUAUCUUUGACUUUGAGACUCAAAAGCACUUUCCCCUUGAUGCAGAAUAUAUCAUUUGGCAGAGUAAAAUAACAAAUAUAAGGGUUCAUUGCAAAUAAAAAAUCAGGGUGCACUGCCACUUAAAGGGUUAAGUUCUCCUCCCCCCCCUCCCCUUCUUUUGCAACAAAGAGAGAUACUGUAUGUGACAGUGGCAACUGCAGACUCUAUGCUUAUCUAGGGGUGCACCGGAACUCACCGGUUAGUUCCGGCCGGAACCCCGAUUUUUUAGAGUUCCGGUUCCGGCCGGAACUAGUAAAAAAAGCAUGGCCGGAACCGGAACUCUGUCGUUUUCAGGGAGAUAGAAUAUCAAACGUUUUUGUGUCUAACAAAAUGUCACAGUAGGAAGAAAGUUGGACUACGCAAGGGAAAUGUACACUACUAACACUUCAUUAUGACGUUUAACGUUUGUCAGUCUUUUUAUUCUGACAUUUGCGAACUCUCUCCUUGAUGAUUUGAUGUGUCUGCUUGUCUGGCAGCGGACAAAGUAACAUAUGACUAUAUAUGGCUUAAUAAAUUAGUUCCGGUUCCGGCCGGAAGUUCCUGCCAGAACUUUUUUCCAGUUCCGGUCGGAUCCGGUUCCGGCCGGAACUUAAAAAACCGGUUCCGGUGCAUCCCUAUGCUUAUCCCCAGUAUGUUUUAUACUUUUAUGCUCAUUUGAACAAACUUAGAACCACAUCUUACACUUUUCAUAACCAUCAACGAUUGUUAAGGCAUCAACAACCGAAAUGGUCUAAUAUGUAGAUUUAAUAUGCAGACUUAUUUUGAGUCACAAUGAGAUAGGGCUAACAACCAUGCACAUUUGAAGUGUCAUUAAUCCUUUAAUGCACACGGCUUUCCCCUUGGACUUGUUGCAUGGCGGUAAAAUCGUCUGGUGUUAUACAGAGUAAAAUAAUAUAAUCUGUUGCAUUUGGGUGCAUUGCAGCAUAUUUAGCCUUUCUCACGCCGCCAUUUUUGGGUACGUGGCAACUUUUUUUAGAAAAGGGAUAGUAAGCAGUGAAAAUGAAACUUUCUAUAACUAUAGUUGUAAGUAUAAUCGUUAUAAAUCGAUUUACAGUUAAAUAUUUGGAAAAUUAUUUUCACAUCGCUUCGAUUUUUCACGUUAUUUAUAAAAUAGUACCCAAAAAUGGCGGAUUUAGACCUUUGUGAAAAAGGUUAAUUGGUUAAUAUAAUUAAAAGUAUGGUCAGUCAUUUGGAAAACUUCUCAAAGCAGUAAUUCAGUUUUUGAAACUCAACAAAAACAAAAGAUCUUUGGCCCUAACAGGCCCUGUUAAGUUUUAGAUAUCGAAUUUACGUCAAAUGUAAUAGCAUGUAUUCCAAUUUCCAAUUGUCAUCACAAGUGUGAUUUGUCCAGAUAUAUAGAGAGCUCACUGUUUUUUUCAGGUAGUUGAAUACUUGAAUCCAUCUUAAGGCCCAUUUCCACUCAGGGAAAAUUCCCACGGACAGAAAAUUUUCCGAAAAUAUCAUUGUUAAAAGUUGAAAAUUUUCAACUUCAAAUUUUUUUUCCGACGGAAAAUUUGUGUCGACCAAUCACAUUUUACAAAAUUUUCUUUCCGCGGAAAAUUUCCCUGAGUGGAAAUGGGCCUAGAAUUAGGCCUGGUUUCCAUAUGGUCGUAAUGGUCGUAAAAAUAGAGUCACGAUCUUUCUCAACGGCCUGUUUAUAAUCAUAUAGUUUAUACCUGUAAGCGACAUAUAAAUCAUGACUAUUUUGUAGUUAUAAUCACUCUACGUAUUUUCACUUCUAAAAUGUUGUAUUUCGGCUGAUGAGAAAGAUCGUGACUCGAUCUUUACGAUCAUAUAUGGAAACCAGUAGAAUAAAUAUAAACUUACAAAUUUAUUAACUAGUAGAAUAAAGAAACUUACAAUAGACCUUUCCAAGGUUAACGACGCCAUCAUGAAACGCAAUAGUGCAAGGGGUGCAAAUACAAUGGAAUUCCCUAUAGGUAAAUUUGUAGGGGAUGCAAACACAAUGGUGAAAACAAUAGAUUCAAGAUGGCGUCCUUAACCUUGGAAAGGUCUAUUAUAACCGCAGCUUUUUGGUGUUAUCUUCACUAUACCUACGUUAUGGCUGGCUCAGUAUCUUUGCUAAUUAUGCUAAUGUAUGUAAUGACCAAUGUACUGUAAAACAACAUUUUUUAACCAGGAUUCCACAAGUUCCCAGUGAAUACAACUUUCCUUGCAAUGAUACGUUCGCUGAUCUAAUGUCUUAUGUGUCAACUGAGAACUUCAAGAAUUAUUUAUUGCAAGCUUCGAAGAAGUACAGCAGCACGCCGAUUAAUGGCGAUGUGAAAUUCGAGGAGAUUCACGGAGAGGUACGAUAUAAGUAG